UUGCCUAAUACUUUCUCUCUCUCUCUCUACCUUUCGCUCAAGCGUCAAGAGAACACACUCAGGCAGAGAAUUUUUCUCAAUUAUCAUUGUAUUUGUUAUGAAUUCUUGAACUCGAUCGCGCAUCAAAUUUAGUAGAUCUCUUCCUCUUUUUUCAUUCUCAAAAUCACUAGAAAUCCCAUUUAAUUAAAGCAACACUGGAGAAACUGUGAACAUGAAACAGCUUCACAAGCAAUCAAGCGUCGUGAAUUACAGAAGAGAUGAAGAGAACCCGCCAACCACCUCAACCCACCCAUCUACUUAUCCCUCCAAAACCCAAAAACAACCAAGAUCCCUCCCCAGAUCCAUCAAUUACCUCAUGAAAGAACAGAGACUCCUCUUCAUUCUCGUCGGUAUCUUGAUCGCAUCUACCUUCUUCUUUCUCCAGCCCACCCUAUCGAGGCUUGGCCCUUCUGAAUAUAUCUCCGUAGAACCCAUUGGUGUUACCAAUCAUCAUAACGUUUGGAACCCCUCUUGGAGUUCCGCAAAUCGUCAAGUGGGUAAGGUCGGAAGAGUGCCGGCCGGGAUCCAGAGACGGCAGUUGCGAAUUGUUGUGACCGGAGGUGCCGGAUUUGUGGGUAGUCAUCUUGUCGAUAAGCUUUUGGCAAGAGGGAACAAUGUGAUUGUGAUCGAUAAUUUCUUUACAGGGAGAAAAGAGAAUGCGAUGCACCAUUUUGGGAAUCCAAGGUUUGAGCUGAUCCGACAUGAUGUAGUGGAGCCUAUACUUUUGGAAGUCGAUCAAAUUUAUCAUUUGGCUUGUCCGGCUUCACCUGUACACUAUAAGUAUAAUCCCAUCAAGACGAUCAAGACAAAUGUGGUGGGCACCUUGAAUAUGUUGGGCCUGGCAAAGAGAAUUGGGGCACGGUUUCUGCUCACCAGUACAAGUGAAGUGUACGGUGACCCGCUUGAGCAUCCGCAGAAGGAAACCUACUGGGGAAACGUGAACCCAAUAGGUGUCAGAAGCUGCUAUGACGAAGGAAAGCGGACUGCUGAAACUUUAACGAUGGAUUACCACCGAGGUGCAGGUGUUGAGGUGCGUAUUGCACGCAUUUUCAAUACAUAUGGGCCCCGUAUGUGCUUAGAUGAUGGACAUGUCGUUAGCAAUUUUGUUUCUCAGGCCCUCCGCAAACAACCUUUGACAGUUUAUGGUAAUGGAAAGCAAACACGAAGCUUCCAAUAUGUUUCUGACUUGGUUGAUGGGUUGGUGGCAUUAAUGGAAAAUGAGCAUGUUGGGCCUUUCAACUUGGGUAACCCGGGAGAAUUCACCAUGCUGGAGCUUGCUGAGGUUGUCAAAGAAACAAUUGAUUCCAGUGCAACCAUUGAAUUCAAUCCAAACACAGAGGAUGACCCACAUAAAAGGAAACCGGAUAUCUCCAAGGCAAAGGAAUUGCUGAAUUGGGAGCCGAAGAUAUCAUUAAGGGAGGGAUUGCCAUUAAUGGUGACUGAUUUCCAGAAACGCAUCUUGAAUGAUGAGGAAGGAGGAACACUCAAAUAAGAUAGGAAGUAAUUCCCUGUAUAGUAUGAAGAGCAUGUCGCAUAUUCCACCUAUCAGUGUUUUUAUUUUAUUUUGUUCAUUUGGCGGCUAAGAUCUUUGAUUAAUUUGUUGUCACCUAUUCUACCAUCAUCUAAAUAUCUACUUGGAAAUUUUGGAUGCAUUCCACAUUUGUAAAGAAAGAGGCAUGUAUCCUACAGUUUUGUAAUGGAAAUUCUGUGUUCUGACAUAAUUAAGAGUGCAACCCCACUACAAUAUGAUUGAGCAGUAGGCAAGUUGCACUUGGUUC
Molecule: messenger RNA, 1817 nt
Organism: Nelumbo nucifera (sacred lotus)
Lineage: Eukaryota; Viridiplantae; Streptophyta; Magnoliopsida; Proteales; Nelumbonaceae
Source: RefSeq, a predicted model, not a curated record